Molecule: messenger RNA, 2444 nt
Organism: Eublepharis macularius
Lineage: Eukaryota; Metazoa; Chordata; Lepidosauria; Squamata; Eublepharidae
Gene: VAMP7
Product: vesicle associated membrane protein 7
Exons: 8
Coding region: 121-783 (220 amino acids)
Biological process (GO): exocytosis; vesicle fusion
Cellular component (GO): SNARE complex; membrane
Molecular function (GO): SNAP receptor activity; SNARE binding
Source: RefSeq, a predicted model, not a curated record
CCCUUCGCGCUCGGGGGCGGAAGUUCACGUGCUCUUUGCUUAUCCUGUGAGAGACGCGACGCCGCUGAAGGAGAUUGAAAGUGGGGUUCGGGCGGGCGCCCAGCCAGCCACCCUGCAGCUAUGGCCAUCCUCUUCGCGGUUGUAGCCAGAGGCGCCACAAUUCUGGCCAAACAUGCUUGGUGUGGAGGGAACUUCCUGGAAGUGACAGAACAGAUCCUGGCCAAGACACCCUCGGAGAACAAUAAACUCACCUACUCGCACGGAAAUUACCUGUUCCACUAUAUCUGUGAAGACCGGAUUAUAUACCUCUGCAUCACUGACGAUAACUUCGAGCGUUCCAGAGCUUUCACGUUCCUGAAUGAAAUCAAGAAGCGAUUUCAGAACACCUACGGUUCUCGUGCACAGACGGCUUUACCAUACGCCAUGAACAGCGAAUUCUCCACUGUCCUGGCAGCACAGCUGAAAUACCACUCUGAGAACAAGGGCACCGAACAGGUGGCAGAGACUCAGGCCCAGGUGGAUGAACUCAAAGGGAUUAUGGUCCGCAAUAUAGAUCUGGUGGCCCAAAGAGGAGAGAAGCUGGAGUUGCUGAUAGACAAAACUGAAAAUCUUGUGGAUUCUUCUGUCACCUUCAAAACAACCAGCAGGAACCUGGCUCGAGCCAUGUGUAUGAAGAACCUCAAGCUCACCAUCAUUAUUGCCAUAGUAACAAUUGUCAUAAUCUACAUCAUUGUGUCAGCUGCCUGCGGAGGGCUCUCAUGGCCGAGUUGUGUACAGAAGUAGCUGUUGGAACCGGCUGGCUGCAUACAAGAGCACAUGUGAAUGAGAACUUAUGUGAAGGAAUGACCCUCAUAAAACAAACUUGGACCUCCUAGCUCUUCAUCCUUCCAGGAUACUCAAGUCUUUUUUGCCUUAUCACCCCCAAAAGAGCCUGCAACCCCAAACUACAGCCUUCAGGGGUAGCAUCUCUAUUAAAACCUACUUGAAGGGAGCUUCGUUUGUCUUCAUUGCAGAGCUUCCCCAGGUGAAAGAAAAGUUGUUGGGAGGGUCUAUGCAUAUGUCUGUGUUAUCAUGCUUUGCACUUUACUGUCCUGAGACCCUGCUGGAGGGGAAUGGGAAGAGCUGAAGGCGACUUCUCCAUAACUGGUCCUUGGGAGGUUAAUUGCAGAGGGAAAGGAGACCACUGGACCAAAAUGGGUUUCUGUUCAUUUAUACUGGCCCAGGUAGAUGUGAUAAUUGGCUCCCUCCCAUGCUUACUUUCCCAGUGGUGCCUUUCCUAAGCUCCUGUUGGGAUUUAACUUUGUUCAUGAGGGGGCACCCCCUUGUGACCUAGGGAAGGGGGUGUCUGUUCUUGGGCAUGGUGGCGGGGUCUGCUUUGUGAGUGUCUAUAAAUGUUUCAUGUAGCUGUAACAAUUUGCUUAUUUGUGGUUUUGAAGAGCUCUUCUGUUGUGCCUGAUUUAGGGUGUCUUUCUGCCUGUAAUAGGGGCUCCUCUCUGCACUGGCUGGGGCCAACAAGGGGGCUUAAAUAACUGCCCUUGUUGAUUAAAGCCCUAAAGGAAAGCAGCUACAAGGGAUGCUGUUAGCUAACUCUGAAUACAAGGAAGCUAUGCUUUGUAGCUGGGCAGCAGUAACUUCAGCUGUCAUGCCAGAAGAUCCAGUGGGGUCCUAAGCUGCUGUUUGACUGGGGGAUGGAGUUAGAGAAGCUUUGAGUGCUUCCAGAAGUUGUCACUAAAUAUUAAAGCCCUACAUGGAAGUUGCUGGUGAAGUGCUUAACGUUUUGGAAGUCUUUUUCAGAGCAACAUGUCAGCGCCAGCUGCUGCCAGAGAUGGGUGACUUCAAAAGUUACGCACACUGCUGUGUUGAGGACAAAUUGCUUAAAAGCGCCUGCUCAGAUAUGAACUUGCCAAAUCUUUUGCUCCAAAUGCUUGGUACUUUUUCCGUUGGAAGAGCUUACAGCUUUUCCCAGGCAAGACCACAGAUAGCAAGCACUUUAUGAGAAAUGAGUGCUGAUUCAGUAUGUUGGAACUUAGCUCUGUUGGCCACAUACAUUUUGUGCCCCUUUCUUUUGUUGCAAAUACCAGAGGUUAGUAGCUCGGUCUGCAGUCAGUCUUCAUCCUUAGUAAGGCAUUCUUGACCCUCACUGGUGAGCAUUGUGAUUCGCUUCACCUAUUGCUACCAUGAUGGGAAGGGUUGGUCUCUUUUAGCCCCACUCAGUUGUCAGGCUCUGUUUGAGAAGGACACCCCCUCCUCCUGUUUCGUCCCUCACCUCUUCCAGGCACAAGUCAAUGUUGAAUUAAUUGUGCAUGUUUUAAGGCUUGUUAGUAACAUUUUUUCUAUUAUUUUGAUUGCCUUUAUAUGUAUUCUAAAAUAAAUGGCUUUCUCUUGUUUUAAAAAAUUCACUGAUGCAUUAUUGUAAAAUAAAGCUUAUCUGUUUGAAUAAAUUU